Messenger RNA from Aspergillus affinis, 792 nucleotides. RefSeq lists its product as uncharacterized. NCBI's taxonomy places the organism in Eukaryota, Fungi, Ascomycota, Eurotiomycetes, Eurotiales, Aspergillaceae. The transcript has 2 exons. Bases 1 to 792 code for a protein of 263 amino acids. The record is from RefSeq and is a predicted model, not a curated record.
AUGGGCUGGCAUACAGAUAGGAAUAAUAUUAUUCUCACUGCAUAUCUGGUCGAAUUGAGGCAUGGGACCGACGUCUGUAAACCAGAGAACAUCGCCGAGAUUCAAAGACGUUUACGAGCUCCUCGUCCAUCCCUCGCAUUGUCCGAAGAUUCUCUGCGCCAAGAAUAUAAAGAAUUCCAGCGACUCAAUGACAGAACCCCCGACGAGCAGCUCGUGAUCAAAAAAAUUCUUCUGAUUCUCGAGGGUCCGCAACAAGCGUCUUUUCAUGAUAGUAGCAACUACCCAUUUACGAAUCUGGCGCCGCUCACGAACGGCACCCUUGCCAAUGCCAAGCCUGAUAUUUACUACGGCGCGCCGCCUCACCAGCUGCAUCCUCGUGUCCGGGAACAGCUCAGUGACCAGGUUAUCCCUACCCGGCAGGGCAACAGUCCCAUCACGCCUAAUUUCUUCGUCGAGACAAAGGGCGAUAAUCACGCUUACGCGAUCGCUUCUACCUUCCAAGACGGAAGGCAGGAUAUCUACGCGACCCAUCCGACGCGGACUCCGAGCAAUAUCGACCCCGGCGCAGACCGUCAGACGGAUUACUUGAUGACCCAGGUCGGGUAUUACGCCUUGACCGGGAGUCCAGAAGCCUACCAACAGGAUGUGAGUGCGUAUCGCAAUAGCCGUGACCUGGCGAAAGAAUAUCGGGACGAGUUUAUCAGGCAGGCAAAUGACUUCCCUCGGCUUCUGAGGCCUUGCCACCGACCAUUUUCAGCUAAAUGCUGCUUUGUCUUUGGACAAUGGUACUAA